CUAGUUAAUUUCACACUCUUGUCACUGAGCUGCUGUGUGACGGGGCUAGGAGCGGGGAAUCUCAGCCUGGGAUCACUCACCCAUCACACAGACAGCUGGGGACGCCUCACCUCACCAUCCCAUUCCGGAUUAUUUAUACAGACCAGAGCGGACCUUGCUUUAAAAGUGCAGCUGACUGAGCUGAGGGGUGAUAACAGGAGCUCGGGAGAUUUUUUUCUUUUUCUUUUUAAACUCCCGGUUCCUCUUAUACUUCGAAGGUUCUUGUCUUUUGGUGGGCGUGAAAUUGACAGCUUUUCAGCCAGGGAGGUGUCCGUUUUUGCUCCCAUCUCCUCUCCCUCUUAAUAAAGCAGGACUUGGCCAGGCGACACAGAUGAGUUCCACCCACAAGGAUCCGGAGUUUGACUCACAGCACGGGGACCAUGACCCAAAUCAAAACGUCAGCCCUCAAGAGGAAUUCGACUUCUCGAUAUUAUUCGAUUAUGAUUAUGAUUACUUGAAGUGUACAGAAGAAGAAUCGACUCCUUCACAUAAAACCAACAGCCCACCCACUGGAGUUACAUACCCUCAUGAUGAUGUCUUGGACUAUGGCCUCAAGCCAUACAGCCCCCUGGCUUUUCCUAGUCUUUCUGCAGAUCACAUGGGCAGAUAUGGACAGCCAGAUAGCAUAGGGUCAAAAUGCAACUUGGACCCUGUAAAGUCUGGGGCCUCUGCUUUGAGCCCUAGGAUUGAAAUCACUCCAUCCCAUGAACUGACUAAUCCAAGGGUUCCCUUGCACAGCAGAGACACAGAUCUUUUGGUAGAACAUCAGUCCAACUCAGCCACCGCUAGCCCAAGGUUUACACUGCCUGUCCCUGGCCAUGAGGGCUACAGAGAACCGCUGUGUUUGAGCCCAGCUAGUAGCGGCUCAUCUGCAAGUUUCAUUUCAGAGACAAAUUUCUCUCCUUACACAUCACCAUGUGUUUCACCAAAUAAUGGCCCUAGUGAUGACCUUUGUCCACAGUUUCAAAACAUCCAUACUCAUUAUUCCCCUAGAACCUCGCCAAUAAUGUCACCACGAACAAGCAUCACGGAGGAUACCUGCUUGGGACCACAUUCACCAUCACCCCGUCCCAACUCAAGGUCUUCAUCGCCAGGUGCAAAACGGAGGUACUCUUGCACUGAGCUCUACAACACUCAGCCGCCUUCCACUUCUCCACGACAGUCAAGGACCCCUUCUCCACAAGCCUCUCCUCACAUCCCUUUGAGAGAAGACAGCUCUUUGCUCACUUACACCCAGUUGCCCAGCUCAUCUAGUCUCAUGGAUGCUAUGAACAACCUUAGCACGGAUCCUCCCUGUGGUGUUCCCAUGAAAAUUUGGAAAACCAGCCCUGAUCCCCCAUCAGUGCCUUCCCACAAAAACAGCAUUCCAGCAUUCUUUCAGACCGUUGAUUACCUUGGGCCUUGUGAUCAGGAAGACAGGAGAAACUCAGCACCUGAAUCCAUUUUGUUAGUACCUCCGUCUUGGCCAAAGCAGCUGGUGCCUGCAAUACCCAUCUGCAGCGUACCUGUUGCAUCCCUCCCACCUCUUGAGUGGCCACUCUCCAAUCAGUCUGGCUCUUAUGAAUUGCGCAUUGAAGUGCAGCCAAAACCUCACCAUCGGGCACACUAUGAAACAGAGGGGAGUCGAGGGGCAGUCAAAGCACCAACGGGGAGCCAUCCUGUGGUCCAGUGCAUAGACCUGUUACUCAGUUCUCCCUGCAGCGCCCAAAGAUCUGCUCAUGAGCUCCCAAUGGUUGAAAGACAAGAUAUUGAGAGCUGCCUAGUUUACGGCGGACAGCAGAUGAUCCUGUCUGGUCAGAAUUUCACAGCAGAGUCUAAAGUUGUAUUCACUGAGAAGACGUCAGAUGGUCAGCAGAUCUGGGAGAUGGAGGCAACAGUGGAUAAAGAUAAGAGCCAACCUAGCAUGCUUUUUGUAGAGAUACCAGAGUAUCGGAACAAGUACAUCCGUACACCUGUGAAGGUGAAUUUCUAUGUCAUCAAUGGGAAAAGAAAAAGAAGCCAGCCACAGCAUUUUACCUAUCACCCAGUACCAUCAAUCAAAACAGAGCCCAUUGAUGACUAUGAUCCAGCUUUAAUCUGCAAUACAGUACACAGUGGUCUGGGAACAGUAACACAGCCUUACUAUUCACAGCACACAAUGGUCACUGAAUCCCCUUCCUGUCUCGUGGCCACUAUGGCUUCCUGCCAGCAGUUGCGUUCAAGCCUGUCUUCUACUGAUUCUCGAUAUCAUCAGCAGAACCCAGCAGCUGUAAUAUACCAAAGAAGCAAAAGUCUCAGUCCUAGCCAACUAGGCUACCAGCAGUCCAGUUUGAUGGCCACACAGGUUUCCAUUUCAGAUGCACACAGGUCAGUGCUGGUGCAUGCUGGUUCCCCAGGCCAAACCUCAGCUGUGCUCCACCACUCUCCAGCCAGUCCACAACCUUCUCCCGUGAUUCACUAUUCUCCAACCAAUCAGCAGCUGAGGUGUGGAAGUCAUCAAGAAUUCCAGCAUAUCAUGUGCUGCGAAAAUUUUACCUCUAAUGUAGCAAGACCCAGCCAGCCUCAGGUCAGUCAAGCACAAAGGAUAAGUCCAAGUUCAUAUCCUACUGUGAUUCAGCAGCAGACAGCCACCAGCCAGAGAGCAGCAAAAAAUGGACCGCCCGUUAGUGAUCAGAAAGAAGUGUUACCAGCCGGAGUCACUAUUAAACAGGAACAGAACCUGGACCAAGCCUAUCUGGAUGAUGUUAAUGAAAUUAUCAGGAAGGAGUUUUCUGGACUCCCUGCCAGAAAUCAGACGUAGAAGAAGAGAUUUGUGAGACAACUUUUACUGAAUCCUUCCAUAACUGACCUGUUUAGAUCCUUCCACUGCCCCUUCAACCUUCUGCUUCCUUAAUCGUUCAUCUCAAGGCACCGAUUCAAUGCAAGGAACAAUGUAUUGGCAUCAAGCUGACAGCCUUGACUAAGCAACUCGCCACCUCUCUCUGUAAACAUCAAAAGGACACCCUUCCUUUAGUCCAAAGAUUGUAUUGUUCUCAUAUAACACGGUAUGUGUCUUGCCUGCUGCAAAAAUAUAUAUAUAUAUCAUAAUAAUAAGGGAGAAGAAAGGCAUCGCUCCAGAGCUCUGUUCUACAGCAAAUGUGGUUAUAUAUUAGCACUUAAUUAGAUGGUAACGGGAAAUAAGGGCAGAGGGAGUGCUUGCAUUUUAUAUAAGAUUAACAACACUUUGCAUUUAAAUAGCAAUACCUUUCCAUCCAGAUCUCAAAGCCCUUUACAAACACAGGUCACACAUUAUUAUUCCCAAUGUUAUCAAUGGGGGUAACUGAGGCACCCAUCAGUUAAGGGACUUGCACGAGUCAGGCCACAUCUACACUAUGGGUUCUACAUUGAUGGAAGGUGUUUUUCCAUCCCUGUAGGUAAUCCACCUCUCGCAGGGGCAGCAACUAGGUCAAUGGACGAAUUCUUCCAUCAACCUAGCUGCAUCUAUCCUGAGGGUUAGGUCAGCAAAGCUACAGUACACAGGGGUGUAGCCAUGUUGAACUAAUAUUUAAGACUAGACCAGGUCUCAGUCUGAUCUGGGAACAGAACCCAGGUUUCCUGACUCCUACUCCUGUGCUCAGCACACCACACUGUAGUUGCCACGUGAAUCCAGAACUUUCUUUGUUGUUUUUAAUCAGAGUUGAUGUGCCUUUGAAGGAGAGGGAUGCUUAGAGAGAAUUAAGUUAAAAGAGCAAUUCAACGUUUCUAAUGUACAGCCCAAGUUAAAAUAACCCCUGAUAAGAUGAAGCGGAUGCAUCUAUUGGAGUUACAAAAUUCAAGCAGAAUUAUACCUGUCAAAAGACUUUGUGAUUGACCCAAAUUACUGGUUAGCCAAUACAUUGACAGCUUUUAAUUUUUUUAUUCUAAUAAAGUGCUGCUGUUUAUUUUCAUGUAGAACCUGCCUUCAAUUCGUAACUGCUCUCAUUUAGAAGCCACAACAUUUAACCAUACAAGCUGCAGGGGAAAGUAAUUACAUCUAAAAGAAGCCACACAUUUAUUUGUCUUUUUUUCUUUUGCUUUGAAAAGCCAGCAGCAAUUUACAGAAAGGCUGAACUUCCUUGUUAGUCUAAUAAGUUAGCUAUGUACGACUUCUAGUGCUAACACAUAGUUUGAAUAUACUGUGCUCAUGAAAGUUAAUCACAAUAAGAAACAGAAUAUGGAUAAUAUUUGCCAUUUGCAGAUGCACAGCUAGUAAGCUUGUCAAGUUUCACGCUUUCCAUUUUUAGUGGGUUAUUGCUUCCCUGCCAUGAUAAAAAGAUAUAAUACUUGGAUAAAGAAAUACAGUAAGGGCUAACCAUAAUAUUGCAGCAAAUGUAAUAAUGUAAAAAUGUAAUAAUCUUUUGUUAAAUUAAUGAAAUCAAUAUCCUUAAAAGUGCUUGUAGGAAAUUUGCAGUGCUAAAGAUCCCUCUAGAAGGCACACUAGCUAAAGACUCAAGGGUUUCAAAGCAAAGAUUGCCAGUACCCAUGUGUCUACAUGGUGACAGCAUGAAUUAGGUUGUAUGAAAAUAUUAGAUCAGAACUUCUGUAGAAUGUUUGCCCAAUGCUGCAUGAAAGAUAAGUGCAUAGACCCCAUGGAAUAAGUACUGGGUUUGGCACAGCCAUUCUUCAUGAGUUUUGUGAAAAUAUAUAUUUUCUGCCACUAAAUUCUACCACUUAAGAUAUGCAAAGGCUUAUAUCCUGGAGAGAUUUAAUGGAUAGCAUUUCACUAACUCUCUCCAGGAUAUAAGCCUUUGCAUAGCUUCAGAAUGCCUGAUUGAGAAAUGGACCUCAACCAAAAUCUUGGAUCUUAAACAACCCAGGAUCUUUGGAGUAUCUGAAAUCAGAAUUUUGCAAAUGGGAAAAACAAAAGCCUGGAUUCAAACCUUCUUAGGUCAUUUAAAGUUUGAGUUUAUAUCCUGAACAGAAUUUUGUGGCUUACUGGAGCCCCUUUCUAUUCUUAAUCAAAAAGUUGAUUAGCUAUGUGGCCUGCUCAUGAAGUUUGCUUCUUCUUUUUUUCAGGUGGGUCAAACAUAUACUGCUCAUACAUGCAGACAGUGUUAGUGUAACACACAGACCAAGCAGGAGCAUUUCUUCCAGUUGGAAGGUAUUCUGCUUUGUACGAUUAGAAUCUUUUUCAGAAGGUCAUUUUCCCAUAUGCCAUUUCACCAAUACUAAAUGUGACUAUCACACAAUACUGCCAGCAGUGGAUGUUUCAGUCUGCCAUUCAUAUAGCCAGCUACACAUGCUCCAUCUGUAAAUAAUACAACAAAAGGUUCAAGUCCUGGUCCUGUACCCAUUGAAGUCAAUAGACUUUUUGCCAUUGGCUUCCAUGGGAGCAAGCCUGGGGCUUUGAAUAUGAUGAAUUAAAAAUGACCUAGAUGUAGUGGAAUUAUUGUAUAUUAUUCAACAACUCUAGGUGCUAUGUUUUAAUAUGUUUUAAUUUCCUCAGAGACUUGCUUUAAUAAUGCAGUGUACCAUGAGAUAUUUAAGAUCUCUGGUUCUUUUUAAGGCAGAUAAAGUUCCAGGCAAAACAUCCGAUUGUUUUGAAUUGUCUUGGUUCUCAAGGAACAAAGUCAUCUUGCACAAGUUGUUUACUUCAGCUGACUUUACUUGAGCAAGUGUGUAGUGAGUUUUCCAGUUUUACACAAUUUGGGCAUAAAGUAAUUAAAAGCUACCAUAAAAAUUACUUGGCAGAUUUGUUUUCCCGUAUGGACUCUCUUCUUGUUGGAUUUUAAUAAGCAGCACAAAGAAAUAUGUGAACUAAUUAUUUUGUUUACACAAUACAUUGGCUAGAUGGCAUGUUCUAAAAACACUGCAACUCAUUAAAUGAUAGUUUAAAAAUAAAACCCCAAGAAGCGACAGGUUUUCAACAACAUUAUACACACAAAUGCAUGCCUGACUUGGACAAGUAUAUGGGGUAAUUGCACACACAAAUCCACUAGAAACCUUGGUCAUCUCAACAUGCAAUUACCCAAAUGAAAUGUGAAAUCAUAGUACAUGUGUUCCCAUUAAGUGUGCCUACCUGUUCUGGCACUGCCCCUAAAUUAUCAGUUGAGCAUCCUGCAUCAUUUCCCCAUUUUACAUAUUAGGCUUUUCUUACCAUGAUACAUAAAUGUAUAAACCAAACAGGAACUAAGGUUUUGAUCCUUAAAAUGUGACACGCACGUGGAGUUCCACUGAAGUCACAUUGCAGGAUUUGCCUGUUAAACAUGCUCUCUCUUCUAUUUUGGUGGAAGACUUGUUUUGUUUUUAUUUUUAAAUCCAUUGAUCUUACAUUUUCCUUCAAGAGCUAGGCUGCGUACGGUGGGAUAGUAAUUUUUAUGUGCUGCAAGGGUUCUAGUGCCGCUUGCAUUAAACUGGAGCUUUUCUUCCUAAGUUUAAUACAUAGCUAAUUAGAUGUAUUUGUGUAUGAGCAUAUACACACAUAUGUUAUAUACUUGGGUUGCAAUCCUGCGACUGGCACCAAAGGGACAGAACACUGCACCCGCAUGAUGUCAGCUAAAGGAUCAAGGCUCUUCAUACAUUCAUAUAAUAUAGACUACAUUUUAGUGGUUUUAUUUACAGCUACAUGGAGUCUGCCUAUACUACUGUAUCUGCUUGUCAUCAUUUUACAUGCAAAACAUUCGAUAAAUAAUAUAGUCUUAACUAACUUCAUAUUUAUUUCUGGAGAGAGGGAGGAGGAUCCUAAGACACAGCGUAAUGCAGUUUUGUCUCUUAAAAAUGUUAUAGCUAUGCUGAAUAGCUUCAAAAUAUAUAGUACUAAAUUAUUUCUUUUUUUUUUUUUUGCUAAGCAGUGUUUUUCCAGUAUUAAUAUUGUUACAUAAAUAAAAAUUGCUCUCUUGCUCUCGCUGUAGAAACAUUAGGUUCAACUUUGAAGAGUUAAUAGCAUUUGUGAGUAAUUUGUUCUCACUUUAUCUGGAAAAUAGCCAUAUUUGCACAUGAGGAAAUUCUGUCUUUCCUCAGUUAUCUGAAUGUUUCACCACAGUGCCUUCCUGCUAUUGUACCAAAGGCCCGCCAAAUAUAAUGUCUGCAGGGUGAACAACUCUAAUGUGUUUUCCAUCAAUGUUAUACCAUGCUAAAUACAUGGGGCUCAUUGUAACUCAAAGUGCGUCUAGCUGUCUUUUUUUCCCCCCACACUUUUCCGUCAUAGCUUUGGCUGCAAAUUACAGGAUGCGCUUCUAUAAACUGUUGCAUCAAUUAUAUAAAUAUAUAAAAUAAAAUAAUCAUUCUUGAUACAUAAACAGUCCGAGAGCGUAAUGGGAGUUGACAGCUAUAAGGAAGAUUUUAUGUCAGUUACAAAUGUUGUAAGUAAAGUUUGCCAGGGGAGUAAUUGCUUGUGAAGAGAUUUGCAAUGAAAUAUGCAGCCCAGUUUUGUUUUUCUCCAUGAGAAUGAGCAAAAUGUAAGAUCUGAACAGCAGCAGUGGAUUGAAAGUGUCUAUUGUAUGUGUUUUUAUUGGUAGAAAGAAUGUAGAAGAGCCAUGUUUUUUGCACUUGCUUUAUUUGUAUCCAUGUAAAUAUGUAUUACUUCAUUCUUCUUGUAGGAAUACACCAUUUUCUGAAUGUAGUAUAUUUCCAAAGACAUAACUAUGUUAUUCUCUAUUGUAUAAAAAUGCUGCUGCUUGAUAAUAUAUCCAAAACAGUUCUCAAAAUUAGCUAGCAUGUUUUUUAAUAUAUUUUGUAAUCGAUAUCUUAAAAAAUAAAAGUGUCUAUGCUUUUUAUCUGCCCCAAAUAUGCAACAUCUUUUGCAUUAGAAAUGGUAUUUAUAAAGGAUUGUUUUGCAUUUUUUCCAAGUGGAUUAAUUUCUCUAUGCAUUUGUUAUUGAACUUUUCCCCCGUAAGAUAAAUGAUUUCAAGUUGGUAUUUGAUAAGUGUUCCAAAGACUCCAAACAUGUUUUUGAACACACUAUUUUUCAAAAUACUUCAAUGUGACUUGUUUUCCAAUGAAUCAGUUUCCAAAUUGCUACUUAUCACAGAACAAUUGUUUCUUACAUGGAUUCAAGAAAAUGUUUGUCUAAAUUUAAGAUAUAAAACUGGGUCAAACCUGGUGAUGUUUGACCCAUUUUAAAUUAUCUGAUGGCCCAAUUUAGUAUUGAAUGUUUGUUAUUUAUACUGUUUGUGCUUAUGGAAUUGGGAGAAGUGCCUAAAUUGGAUUAAGAAAAAGUGAACCACAGAUUCCCCAAAACUCAGUUACUUACUGUUUCCUAUGGAAUUUGUGAUGUGUUUUUCGUAUUGUCCAUGAUUUCACACGUAAUUCUAAAGCAUUUAGCUUGAUAUGAAAAGGGAUAGACACCAAUGUACCAAUUAGCUCUUAAUACAAUAUGAACUAUCCACCCCUUUGAACAUUUCACAUGAAGUUAGUAAACCUUUCUCUUACAUCUGUGCUACUGUGUAACCCCAGUGAAUGACAGUUGCUAACAAUUUGCUUAACCAGCAUCAAUCACCUUAUUAUAGUCUAUGUAAGAUUUAUCUAUUUUUAAUUGUUCCUUGUGUGUAAUCCAAAGAAAUAAACUGGUACCUGACUAAUGUUGCAAUAAAGUUUCAAAUGCAGGUGCUGGUAGCUGUAUAUGAUCAUAUAGGCUGCCAAUGAGAGGCAAUCAGGGGAAAAGUUUAUAUUUCGAGUUUCCUUCGCUAACUCCCCUGAAACUGCUACAAAAAAGCUGGAAGAUUCCAGCAAUAAUGACCUAUGCAGAUGCUACAUGGAUACACUGAGUUUCCAAACAAUCCAUCUAUCUGUUAUAGAGUAGAUGGGUUAUUUUCAAAUAGUACUAAGGCCUAGACUGCAAUGCUCAUACUUAUGCUAAGCAGUACCUUACUACAUGAGUAGGCCAAUGGGUGUCGGCAGGUUGUAGACUAUGGGUGAAGUCAGGUGCUAUUCAGUGUCAGUAAGGGUGGCAUAAUUGGGCAAUAAGUAAGUAAAUCAAUUAAAAAAUAACUAUUUCUGGUGAUCCCUGUAUUUCCAGGCUCGCUGCUCAAGUCACAGUCUCCAUGUUCAGCUAACACUCUGCGUUAAAUGCAGAUACUCACCUGAAGUGAGCAAAUGACUUUCAAACAGACAUUUUACUACUAACUUGCUUGUGCAAAAGUCUAUGCUUAAAAAGUGAAGAGGGGUUUAUAUAACACACAUUCCUAUGCAAAAAAUUGUUAACCUCCAAUUCAAUGAUUUUUCCUAUCUGUAAAAUAUUUUUAUAUAGCUUGUACUAUGAUAGUUUAGCAAUAAAUCAAAG
This is a messenger RNA of Trachemys scripta elegans, 9256 nucleotides long. It is a transcript of the gene NFATC2, whose product is annotated as nuclear factor of activated T cells 2. Gene Ontology annotation, biological process: regulation of transcription by RNA polymerase II; calcineurin-NFAT signaling cascade; cytokine production. Gene Ontology annotation, cellular component: transcription regulator complex. The coding region runs from base 371 to 2818 and encodes 815 amino acids. Gene Ontology annotation, molecular function: DNA-binding transcription factor activity, RNA polymerase II-specific; RNA polymerase II cis-regulatory region sequence-specific DNA binding; transcription factor binding. The transcript has 9 exons. The record is from RefSeq and is a predicted model, not a curated record. Lineage: Eukaryota; Metazoa; Chordata; Testudines; Emydidae.